Molecule: messenger RNA, 510 nt
Organism: Echinops telfairi (small Madagascar hedgehog)
Lineage: Eukaryota; Metazoa; Chordata; Mammalia; Afrosoricida; Tenrecidae
Gene: CUNH1orf122
Product: chromosome unknown C1orf122 homolog
Exons: 2
Source: RefSeq, a predicted model, not a curated record
CUGGGCCGCCGGCGCCCGGAGCCGCCUGGUGGCGGGGAUGUCUCAGCCAAGCCGGGAGCACAGCCCCAGCCGGCUGUCUCCGCCCGAGCCGGCUUUCCAAAGGGUGCUGGCGAUGGAGCUGGGGAGCACUGACCAUCCCGAGGCGGGCACCCAGACUUCUGUCCCUCUCCGGGGCUGGCGGUUGGACUCUGAAAAAGGCCCAUCAUUAAAAGGGUCAGGCUUCCCUGGCGGUGGCUGCUGGUACUUGGCUCGCAGCCUGGGGUGGCAGAGCUCUGCUAGCAGCUCGGUUCACUCCCACUUCGUCCUGGCUGAAAGCGGUUUUGUGCUUUGAAAGGUCGCCAACAACAGCCAAGUGUGAUUACCUGACUUUGGGCAGGCCAGCAGUGCUCACGUUAUCUGGUCUGCUUUGGGGGACUCGGUGGUGUUACAUGUCAAUUUCAUGCUUUGGGGGCUCCUAGCCCCACAAAACACCUUCAGCAGAGCCUUUAUUAAAGGAAACCUGCAGACAGA